AUGACGGACUUGUCUAGUAUUGAUACCGUCUCAGAUAUAUUCCCAUCAUAUCCUAGAUCAGAAUUGGCUGCUCGGUUGCUUUGCGCUAACUCUGUAGACGAGUUAAUAGAAGAACUAUUUGCAGAGCAACAGCCCAAGCCGGCUCACUAUGAUGUUGGGGUAUACCGCCUCAAGGAUAUGUUUCCAAAAAUGCCUCUUGAUGUUUUGGCCGCUCGAUUGCAAAAACACAAUGGGGAUGUGAUGCUGUGCAUUGAUGGCUUGAUGACUCCAGACGUUGCUCAUCAAUUGAGUGAGCUUCUUGGGAUUCCAUUGGAAAAACUGAGGAAAAAGUUGAAUGAAAUAAAGAAGAAAAAAGGAGCUAAAAUCCCACUGAAAUUAUUAUCUGGAUCAAAUGAUGAGACUGUAGAUCCAUCCAAUAAAUUGUUGCUACAGGCUGUUGCUGAAAUCAUCUUCGAAGAUAUCGGGCUGGCAUGGAACAGUGCUGAAAUUGCACAGAGAAGAGCCACCCAGCAAGAGAUUGAAUUGAAAAGUCAAAUUAAAUUUGAGCCUUUGUUGCAGAGGCUCAAUUACAACUUCUUGAAGCGCUCAUUGAAAUUCUUCAACAAUGAAUUGGGCAAAGUUUUGGAGGUGUCGUACAUGUUUAUAGAAGCUGGUUUGGAAGAGUUUCUGUUCACUUUCGAUCCACGAUACUCAGGAGCCAGUGCCUUGGUGCCGUUAGCAACUCCUGAGUCUUCUGUUUGGGGCAGAAAUCAAUCCGCGCAAUCGCAGGCGAUUGCAAAUGCGAAGGUCCUGGGUCUGAGAAUGGCUCCCCGGGCGCUUUCCACUAAUCAAAGCUCCUUCUCCACGUAUCUCGACCUCCACGGCUAUACAGUAGCGGAGGCGAUUUCUUUAGUGGAAUCCACUGUGGCAGCAUGGUGGGGCAGAGAGCAGGAAUUGAGAGUUAAAGAUGGCCGUUUAGAAAAACAGGGUGCUAAGGCCAACUUUGUCGAGUAUCUUGUCAUUAUUACAGGCAGAGGAUUGCACUCUCUUGGAGGCCCAAAAAUACGCACCGCUGUGAUCAAAGUGCUCAAUGGUCAAAAUUACAUUUUCCAGGAGCAGGUUGGGCUGCUUCAUGUUCAAGGAAAACGUAAGUGA
Messenger RNA from Australozyma saopauloensis, 1134 nucleotides. RefSeq lists its product as uncharacterized. The transcript has a single exon. NCBI's taxonomy places the organism in Eukaryota, Fungi, Ascomycota, Pichiomycetes, Serinales, Metschnikowiaceae. Bases 1 to 1134 code for a protein of 377 amino acids. The record is from RefSeq and is a predicted model, not a curated record. Gene Ontology annotation, molecular function: protein binding; endonuclease activity. Gene Ontology annotation, cellular component: nucleus.